CCAAAAAAAAUAAAAAACAAAAUACAAAUUUAAUAAACAUAAAAUAAACAAAUUAAAGCAAUAAUACACGUUCUCCGCAAUCAAAGUGUUCCCUCAAAACAAGCUGUACGAGCAGCCAGAGUACAACUACAACAACUACAACAACUACAACUACAAAGCACACUAUAAAAUAGAACUGUGAACUGUGAUAAAUUAAUGGAAUACUUAAGCCAAAAGCGCAGCUCUUGUUAUUGUUGUUGUUGUUGUUGAUUAGAGAAAUACUCACAAAGCGCGCGUGUGAUAAAAGCUUUUUUGUUAUUUAAUUGGACUGACUCUUCGCUUGUGUGCUUGCUGUAUUGGCUGCAGCAAAACGUAUAAUUCAUAAAUACAGAACAUUCUUUGCAUAUAAGACAGUAGCAGCAACAACAACAACCACAGCAAGAACAAUAAAAAGAACAACAAACACAAAAAGUGACAAAAGUGUGCGAAAACAAAAAAGAAAAAAUAAAUUACGUGCGGGAGUUAAAGUCAAACCAAGCAUAAAACCAACAACAACAAUUAAAAUAAGAGCAGCACUGAUUCAUCACUUACACACGUCGUCAAGUUAUAUUUUUAUUUGGAUUCUUUGAAAAAAAAAAAUAACAAAAAUAACAACAAUAACAACAACGAUUGUACUAUCAAAAUUGUUUGUUAUUGAAUUUUAUGAAUGAAUGCAUGAAACUGCACAUAUUUUGGUUCAAUGAGAAUGGAUUAUCAACUGCCACCGCCGCAGGCGAUACAAAUCGGCAAUAACAAUACACAUGUGAGUUUACAAACUCAACAGCAACAGCAACAACAACAACAGCAGCAGCAACAACAACAAGCUGUACACUUACAAAUUUUGCAAAAUGUGCAACAACAGCAUCAACAACAACAACAGCAGCAGCAACAACAGCAACAGAAUACCCAACAACAACUACUCGCUAAUAUGCAAACAGCGAGUAAUAAUACACCUUUACCGCCUUUAAGCAGUUUGCCACUACAAGUUGUACAUAAUUUACCACAUUUGCUAAGCGGUAAUGUUGGUAGCAUAACAAAUACUGCCAGCAAUGCACUUAACAAUAGCAAUUUGUUAGGUCUAACAACGAGUAAUAACAAUAAUAGCAAUAAUGCAAAUACUAACAGCCUCAAUGCAACCAUCAACAAUCUCAGUACACACAACACACUCCGCAAUACAAUACAAAAUGUUGCUAACAGCCAACUACAGCAAACAAUCAAUAAUCUCGGUAAUAAUUUAGGUAGUUUGCCUCCAAGCAGUCAACUGUUGCAUCAUCAUCUGCAACAUUUAGCCAAUGUUAAUAAUGCAGCUGCAGCUGUUGUUGCUGUUGCUGCUAAUAACAUUACCAACAACAUAAAUGCUAGCAAUCUCAACAAUAAUAACAAUCUAACGCUAUCUGGUAUUACUAGCAACAACAACAAUAAUGCAAAUAUUGUUAGUGCUAACAAUAAUAACAACAACAACAAUCCUGCAACACCAAAUCAAAAUCUAACGCACAGCAACAACGGCAACGAAACUCAGAACAAUAAUCUUGUUAAUAAUGUUGUGAUAAAUGGUUUAAUUGUUAACAAUAGCAAUAGCAGCAACAGCAAUGGGAAUAAUGCGAACAGCAAUAAUAGUAACAACAACAACAAUAACAAUAGUAUCAAUAUCGAUGAGAAUAAUCGUUGGACACAAUUUCAAGUACAACAGCUGUGGAAACAACAUGCAUCCUAUUUAAAUGGUAAUGUAAAUUAAAUUAACAUAGAAAAACAUAGAAAAAGAUUUUUUUAAAAUAUAGAGAAACAUAGAAAAUAAUAGUAUAUAUCUUAUAUACUUGUAUGUACUUUGUAUUCAAAUUGGAGGUACUGGGCAUGUGAAUAAGCUUUAUAUAAGGGAAAAUGUAUUUGUUGG
This is a messenger RNA of Teleopsis dalmanni, 1909 nucleotides long. Its product is annotated as probable serine/threonine-protein kinase dyrk1. The record is from RefSeq and is a predicted model, not a curated record. Lineage: Eukaryota; Metazoa; Arthropoda; Insecta; Diptera; Diopsidae. The coding region runs from base 719 to 1753 and encodes 344 amino acids. The transcript has a single exon.